Messenger RNA from Malaya genurostris, 9558 nucleotides. RefSeq lists its product as uncharacterized. The record is from RefSeq and is a predicted model, not a curated record. Bases 1401 to 7859 code for a protein of 2152 amino acids. Gene Ontology annotation, cellular component: Cul2-RING ubiquitin ligase complex. NCBI's taxonomy places the organism in Eukaryota, Metazoa, Arthropoda, Insecta, Diptera, Culicidae. The transcript has 10 exons. Gene Ontology annotation, molecular function: zinc ion binding.
GUUCGACUAGAAUGGGUCGUUGAUGACGUAUGCCAAAAUCUUUUUCAAGUACAAUAUACAUUUCAGUGUGAAGAAUAAAAAUGAACUAACCAUAGUGAUUUGCUUAGUACUGUGAAGUGCAAUGUGAAAAAAGCUUUUGAAAACACUCAAAAACUGAGCACGUCGUCAAGUGAAUAGCGGAAAUCAAACCAUUCCAGACGUCUACCGUUCGACAGAUGCCUUGAAGGUGCGUUUCGAUGCUUAAUAAUGGUGUGAGCGUGAGUGUAUCAGGCGACUGGUGACUGUCUCGCCUAUGAACGGGAGUGAAGAAGCUGCUUCAACUUUUCCUGGUAUAUUCAGUAACUUAGCAUUUUGUGAGACAGAUGACUAGUAGUUGAGUGAAAAAAUCAAUCAAAUAAAUCUUCAUUAAUUAUGGUGUCAGGUUUCUCUUUCCUUCUUGUGGUCCAGUUUUAUUCUACCGCGAGAUCUUUGUGAAACGAAAAAGCUUCAUGAAAAAGUGUUUGUAGCUCAAGACUAAAUUGACAUGUGUAAAAAUAAAUGUUUGUUUUAUAUAGUGCAAAUACAAAUUUUGAAAUAGACCAAGGUGUAUCGGUGAUUAUAAUUGUUUGUAAACAUACAGUUUUGAGAUAAUGAGAAUUUAAAAAUGGCACGCAGUACGAACGAGAGACGUUGAACAACAAACAGGUUACACUAAAAAUACAAAUUCAUUGUAAUUGAAUCAUCUAUACUCAGAUAAACCCACACGAAGAUUUUCUACAAGCACAUUGAGGGGGUAGACCAACACGAUCGUUGUGAGUAAAACAGUUGAGAGCACACAAGAGCAUGUAACCAUGCGAGAGUGAGUACCUCCCAGUCAGUCAGUCAGCCAUCCAUCCAUCCAUCCAUCCGGUUCCGAGGGUGGUAAUAGCAUUGGCAGCUUGUCUGGUCGUGUGUGGAAUAGCAUAAAAACCGAACCCUGCUGUACAAAAGAAAUAUAAAACCUCUCUCUCUCGGCAGAAACGAGAACAGGCGAAACUUAAUGUUCGGAAUGAUGGUGCCAAGACAGAACUACAGAAAAAAUCACCAAAGGGAGCAGUUUCCCGAGAGCGACCGCUGGAUGUAGAAUACAUCCGUUCACGAAAACACGCUGCUCGAACGGUGUAGAUUGUAUUUCGUCAUUCAUAUAACGACCACAGACUGUGCUAUUCUCUUCGCUCUUGUACCACCAGGUCCCCCCAACGGAGCCGUUCGAAUAAUGGAGUGAUAGAACAGUACGUAGCAGACCUACCCAGGACUUAUUGAGUAUUUCAGUGCCGAGUGUGAAAGUUUGAAUAGUUUUUCGGUGCUGAAUUCGAUUGGGACCCCUGCAAGGUAGAAAAAAUCGCGACCGAGCCGUAAUCUCACACUGAGUGGGAAAGAAAAUGCUUUGCUGUGAUAAGACGAAUGCCAUUGGAGCUCACUGCAGUCGUAGUACGAUUGGAAACAUCUCGAGAUUCAGCAAUGGACCUCUUCGGCAACCGGAUAGUCUACUCGAUAUCACAGCCCGGAUCGUUGCACGGAAUGAACCAUUUCAGAAGAUCGAGGAACGCUAUGAUCGCAUUCCAGAGCCGGUACAGAGGCGUAUCAUCUAUUGGUCCUUUCCGCGCAAUGAGAAAGAUAUCUGCAUGUACAGCUCUCUUUCCAGAGUUUCAUCGCUAAAUUCUGUGGAACCCCAAAGCCUCAGUUUUUGUGCUGGACUUAAGCUUGUAGAAUCCGGUUGUGUGGAAGAUGUGCUUCAGGUUGGAUUCCAUCUCAGUGGCAUCGUGUGGACAUACCCUCCAAGCCACAGUCAUCGGCAAUCUUCAGCAGCGGCCGCAUCCGGUACCCGCAAUGAACUCUCCUACCAAUACUCCAACAUAAGCAACAAUCAUCCUCAUAACAACUACAUUGGACACAAUAACCAUCAUCAUAAUCUGCACAACCAUCGGCCUUUGACGCCUCCACCUUUACACCAAGCUCCGUUACCUCCCGGGCCUCCCAUUCCACCUGGUGUGAUGGGAGUUGGUGGCCCAGUGGUGAUACCACCUCCACCCGGUAUCGCCCAGCCCGUGCCACCACAAUACAACAAUAAUCCAAAUAUUGAUCGUGAUGGAUUCAACAAUAUUUCAACCCCGUCAUCUUCAGGUGCAGGCAAUAUGGAGGAGAACAAAAAAUUCAAAGUGUCAGUCAGUUUCGAUAGGUGUAAAAUCACAUCAGUGACGUGUAGCUGUGACACAAAGGACAUUUUUUGGUGCCAUCAUGUCGUUGCUUUAGCUCUAUAUAGAAUACGAAAUGCCGAGACAGUAAAACUGAGAGUUCCUAUAUCUGAAACACUGUUACAAAUGAAUCGUCAACAGUUACAAAAAUUUAUACAAUAUUUGAUCUCAGAACAUCAUACCGAAGUCUUGCCUACCGCCCAACGGCUAGCAGAUGAAAUUCUGCAGCAACGGUCUGAAAUAAAUUCGAUAUGUGGAGCCCCCGAUCCAACCGCUGGUGCCUCGAAAGAUGACGAUCAUUCCUGGCACUUGGACGAAACUCAAGUUUGUGAAGCUGUUAAAACCUACCUCGGCCAGGGUAGUUAUUAUUAUAGUAGCAAACAUUUGAAUUCCCUGUUUGGAAAAGUACGGGAAAUGUUGCGUGCCCAGGACUCGAACGGCGCUCGUAUGCUGACAUUAAUAACAGAGCAGUUCCUGAAUGAUCCUCGCUUAGUUUUGUGGAAGAAUCACGGUACACCAAUGACAGAGAAAUGUCGACAGUUAUGGGAUCAACUUGGAGCGCUCUGGGUUUGCAUUGUUCUGAAUCCAAAAUCGACUUCAGUGGAAAGAUUACACUGGAAAGCAUUACUGGAAAAAUGGUCCAAAAGUGAAGUUUGUCCCCAGGAGGAUCCUGAUUUACGAACAUCUACUAGAGAAAGCAUUCGUGAGCGGUCCAACCGAGAGCGAGAAAGAGAUAGAAAUCGAUUUUUCCGUGAAAAUAAUCUGCGUAACAUGAUGUACUAUAAUCAAAAUAAUAUAAAUCCAAACGACCACCGUCGACGAAACUACAAUGAACCCAUGUUGAUGGGUCCAGUUCUCGAAAGACCAAAUAACAAUCAAAAUGAGAAUUUUGAUAGCUCUGAGUCCGAUUCUGAUUCUGAUGAGGAAAUGGAGGAAAAUAAUGAGGUUGAAAACGUUAACAACCACAAUAACGAAAAUCAAAACGCUCUUCGUGAGCCAAAUCGUGAUAAUAUUGAAGAGGAUGUAGACCAAGUGCAUAACAUUCUUCAAGAUAUAAACUUCGGUGUCACUGGAGAAGCUAGUAAGACGGAGGAAAAUGACUACAUGAAUUUAUUGAAUGGAAAUGACGCCCUUAAUCCUAUCAUGCCAGAAAACGACGAUAGUUCUAGGGAAUCUAUGGAUGCAGAUAAUGAUAAUCCAAGUUCAAGCGGUGUUGUUACUAGCAAACCUGUUAAACAAGAUACUUUUUUCAACGAUAAUCCUUGUAUAUGUGGCGAAGAAAAAUGUGAAUGCAAUCGUCCGGUAUUUUUCAAUGAAAUAAAACCAAGUAAAUUUUUUGACUGCGAGGCAUCAAGUUUUUUGGUGACUGAAGACGCCAAUCAGGGCUGUGAGCCAAUGAAAGUAAAUGAAGAUGAGUUGGAGGCCAGCGAUGAGAAGUUGGUAAAGCACUGUGAUAUUUUAACGAAAGAAAAUACUUUGAGUUCCUUCGAGGACUUGGCAAUUCCUGGGCCAUCAGGAUUGGGAAGAUUGCCAAUCCCAUCAUCUUCUAUUUCCUCUGCGAUCGCUGUGACCCAAGUUGAUAACUGUAAGUGUCACAAGGAUAAUGAUAACUUGAGUGGUAGUUGCUCUUCCACCAGCAAUAAUAAUGGGGGAUCUUGUGUAAAUAAUGAUGAAAAAGUUGAUAAAACAGAAGAAUCGGUUCCGAAUAAUACAGCGAGCAAUGAAGUUCAAGUGUUUCUCGCACGAGAUGAUGAUGCAGGUAAAUCGAACCAAAUGGAAGCAGAAGUCGAAGAACCACAGCCGGGACCUUCGAAAGCAUCUGACUGCACAAGCAAACGGCCACAGGCGGUGGCAAAUGAUCGUAACAAUGAUCAUAAUGCUAGACCGUGUAAACGAUUAAAACUCAAUAAUGGAAACUGGGUCGGCAAAAAUGUCAACAAAACACCUAGAACUAUAUUUCACAAAGCGCUUGAUGCUGUGAACAUGACGUGGGACAAUGACCAUCUUAAAUUCAUUCUGGAAUCUGAUAGUUAUUCGUUGUCAAGUAAACAUUCGGUACAAAUAGCUGGUUCCAGCAAGUCGUUGAGCAACAGUCCAAGCUCAAAAUCGAACUUCAAUGCACUCGGUCAGCCCCUUUGGCAUGAGCAAAUUUCAAUGACUGCCGCUCGUGUUGAUUCGCUUCGUUCCCAUGGUCAUAUCGAUGCUGCCCUUAGAUUGUCUGUAAGUGUUGUAAGAACAAUGAGAGAAAUUCAACGCGACGCACAAGCCCUUUGGCACCGUCACAAACCAAAGAUCGCAGAUAAUAAAGUAGCAGAGGCUGUAUGUAACUGUCAUAAUAAUAAACCAAUAGAGCCGGUUCCAAUACCAUCUCUAUUGCCAUCGCAAAAAAAGGAAGCACCUCCCCAAACACAGCCCCCUCCCGUCGCUGGUUCUUCAUCUUCAAGUUCAUCUGGUUCUAACAAUAAAUUAAAUUGCCAGUGUCCUGCACAUGUUAACCAUUUGUUACCUAAUCCUCCUCCACCACCAUUGCCACCACCACAACAGCAGUUUCAACAUCAUCAAAUGAAAAAAGAUUGUUCCAAGUGUUUGCAAAUUAAAUGCUAUUACGAGUCGGUCGGAUCAUCUUCUAAACAUAAUUACUACAACAACAUGAUUCGAAACAGUCGCAGUGGAAUGAUGUGCCCUUCUGCAAAGUGUAAUCCAUUUAUUCCACCAUCAGCAGAAAUGUUUCGUAAUCCUCAUCCUCAAUGUAGUCGAGAUUAUCGUUACAUGAAAUUCAGUAUGAUGCCUCCUCCACAACAUCAUCCACAUAUGCAUCAGCACCAACAUCAGCAUGGCGUACCUCCAUUGAUGGGGCCUCCGCAAGGACCACAUAAUGCCGGCUCUGCUCAUCAUGUACAUAAUCAAAGUCAUGCUAUUCCGCCUCCAGCAGCCAUGCCUCAACAACAUCCUACAGGCGAACAUCCGCCAUUGGCACCUAAAUGCAAUUGUCCUGUUCACAAGGAAGAUCGACACGAAGGUGUUCCGCUGCAGCCACCACCACCUCCUCCUGGAGUGUCCAAUAUGGCACCACCACCGGUUCCGGGUCCUUCCAAAUCAUCUACCGUACUACAGCCACCUCCGCCACCGCCACUAGCACCGUACCAUCCCCCAGACGUACUAUCAAAAUCACAGAUCGUUUGCACUCAACAUGACAAAGCACAGUGUUGUAUAAAAAAUAUAUGUUGCAAAAUGGCCUCACAGGGCAAGACCCAUGAGCCGCACUAUAGCGCUCAAGCUGGCCCUUCUAGUUCAUCUCAGUUUAUGCCUCCACCACCGGCUCCAUGUAACUGUGGAAUGCACACCAAUCAAAUUGGAGUGUACAACGCCGUGUACAACGGGCACCCAGCCCAUGUCAUAACACCUUCGUCUAUGCCCGGACCAAGUACAUCUCGCACUUUACCAAAACCGUACGAUAGACCUGCAGUAUCUUAUCCAGAAAAUGACAUCAACGGACCUAGUUGUUCAGCAAAACAUUCAACCCAAUCAUCGUCAUCAAAUGUUUGCAUUCGAGAACCCGUUAAUACACCAUCGAAUUCUUCUGUAGCAGCUUCAUCCUCAGCAACUUCAUCUUCAAUCAAAGUGCACCAACCGGACUGCGCGCUCCAUAGAAAAUGUUCAGAAACUAUAAAUAGUAAUAAUUCUUCUAAAUCCAAAAUGAACACAAUCAACCAUGGAUCCUCAUCAUCUAAAGCUACAUCUAUCCUAGAUCCAAUCAAAAUAAACCGUAAGCCCAAUUGUUUGUCAAAGUGCAUCGAUUGCAGUGUCGGCUGUGAAGUAGAAUUUCCUCUUGAUGCGAUUGCUUGUAUAUUUGACUGCUUGGCAGAAGCAUGCAUAAUGCCUGAAGCUAUGGUUAACGAAAUGAGCCGCAUGGCUUAUGAAAUCGGUGUCAGUGGUAAUGGCCAAGGAAACACCACACCGCCUGAAGAUGUUAAUAUUAUUCCGCCCAAAUAUCGGCACAUCCCUGUUCCGGGGACAAACGAUAGGUAUGAAACUUACCUGACUCUAGCAUUCGAAGCGGCUAUUUUAGCUUUAAGUAAGCAGAGAAUUAUGCCUCACGGUUUAUAUGCACAGCAUGUGAUAUGUAAGCAACAGGAUCAAUUGAUAUCACGUUUACGUAAUAUUGACCUAGAUCAAAUGUUGAUCGACGUCCUGAAAAAUUUAAGCAUUCAACUACUCGAUGGUGGUCCUACUAGUGGCCUUGGUGAAAUGAUUCAUCCAGAAUCCGUACCAAUGCACACGUUGGCACGGUUUUUGUUUGCUUCUCUGUUGAAUCAAUAUCCCGAUCUUGCCUUCAGUAUCGGAUUACGAGCAAUGCGCUUUCCGAUUCUGGAAAAUGUCAGCGAAGGCUCUGUGAAUGGAAUUGAAAUGCAGCAUAAUAACUUUAUGCAUUCACCAUAUCCACGUUGGUGGACAUUGGGGCACUUGGAAACGCAGCAGUGUUCACUAAGUUCUACGAUGCUCAGUGCGGCCAAAGGAGACACAAAACGGCUCUCAGCCGUCUUGGAAAAUGCUCGCCGGAACAUACACAGUUCGUCACAUUUAUUCAAAUUGGCACAAGAUGCAUUCCGUUUCGCUACACCGGAGAAUGGACCACGUAGUCAAACUUUACUUGGUGUCGCUUUCGAGCUGGGUCUACAGGUUAUGAGAAUGACCUUAACGUGUCUAAAUUGGCGCCGAAGGGAAAUGGUACGAUGGCUAGUCACUUGUGCUUCUCAUGUCGGUCUAGAAGCGUUAAUGUCUAUAAUGCAAAAUUGGUAUCAUCUCUUUACGCCAACUGAAGCAACCGGUCCAGUAGCAACUACGAUCAUGUCACAUUCCACAAUUAUGAGAUUGAACCUGAGCUUUCGCCAACAAGAUGAAUUGUCUAACUGCGCACGAACAUUGGCUUUGCAGUGUGCGACCAAAGAUCCACCGAAUUGCGCUUUAAAUGCGCUAACUCUAUGCGAAAACGACGCAAUGGCAUUCGAGACUGCCUAUCAUAUCGUUAUAGAUGCCGCAACACAUAUAAUGACUUCUAGUCAGCUGUUCACUAUUGCUAGGUAUAUGGAACAUCGAGGCUAUCCUUCGCGAGCUUAUAAUUUGGCAAUGCUGGCAAUGAAGAACGUGCAGUUGGCCUACAAUCAAGACACUCACCCUGCAAUCAAUGACAUUCACUGGGCUUGUGCUCUGUCACAUUCAUUAGGGAAAGCAGAGCUGUCAAAAAUGAUUCCCUUGGUGAUAAAAAAUGUGCAAUGUGCCACUGUACUAUCGGACAUUUUACGCCGUUGCAGUGUACCAACUCCCGGAAUGCAUAAUUUCAACGCUCAUGGUAGAGGUAAUAAUAUGCGUCAGUGUAUGAAAUUAAGCUACGACCGAGAACCUUUGAACCAGCUUCUUGAAGCUGCUGUUUCCGCCUAUGUGAAUACAACUCAUUCACGGCUGUCACACAUUUCUCCAAGACAUUACAGUGACUUUAUUGAUUUCCUUAGCAAAGCUAGGGACACUUUUAUGCUUGCCCGUGAUGGCCCUGCACAUUUCUCACGACUCAUCGAGAAUAUUACAAUUGCCUAUAAAGGAAAGAAAAAGCUGGUUCGGCAAGUCAGGCAACGAUUUCAGUUUGUUUAAGCCAACUGGUAAUAUGCUGUAUUUUAACAAAAAGACAAAAUAUCAGUGAAAUUAAGACCCUUGAUUUAGCAAACAGUAUAUAGUUAGAAUAACAAAUUACACAAUAACAACUUAGUCCACUGAUUAUUUAAAAAAUUUCACCUGUGUUUAGUAAUCGAGAAUGUUGUUUUCGUUUAUUAUACAAUAACAAGCAGUAUUAUUCACAUUGAACAGGCUCUUCCAUCUUGGUUUAGAUACGUUUUUGUUAUUGUUAUUUGUUGUAAUUUUCGUAACUUUGGUGAUGAAACAUUUUCAUUCGGUUGGACACAAGUUGGUUAUAAAUAUUGCAUUCAAAAAAACACAAUGCAAAAAUGUUGUAGUCUUUAAUUGCGUUAGAGAAUACAAAAGUCAAUGUUUUGGUUCGGUUGGAUUGAAAAUAUUACUCGUUAGAAAAUAAACACUACCUAGUAAUGUGUAGCAUAGACAAAUAAGCUUAGACCAUGACUUCCAUUUUUAUAAUUCAACUAACAAAGCUAAACUUACACUGACACGUGUAGGGGGAAACAUGAUGGAAACUAGCGUCAAUAUGGCGUAAAAACAAACUCGCUCUUCAGAGUAAACACUAUAUAUUUUCCGUGAUGGAUGCAUUUGCAACUACAAUUGUGUGCUGUCCGUGUAUUGUACAAAUAUACUAAAGGUAAACUGGCUGAUAACGUGCGUACAUAUAUAACACAAGUAGAACUGACAAAAUAUCCUAGUAGAUAGUCAGCAUAAACAACUUUGUUCGCGAAGAAAAAAUUAUCAAUUAUCUCGGUUACUUUCUAGUAACUGAAUUGGAAUUUUUGUAAUGCGUUUUGUUUUACUUUCAAUAAACUUUGUGCCACCAUAUCUGUGCCGAAUGAUCGACUUAGAUUUCAGUUUGUAGUAUGAAAGACAAAAUAAUACUUAGUUAAUUUACACCAAUUUGGUUGAAAUACCUCAACUAUUUAAAUUGCUUGCUAGAUAAAUUUACAUGAUUUGCACUUAAUUUAGUCUGUAUGAGCCUAUUGACGAACCAGCGUUCCACGAAGGAAAGAUGUUUUGAAUUACAUCUGCAUAACAAAAAUGCGAAUAACUGCAUUUAAAAAUAGGAGUCUGUUAUGUGAUGAUGUAAUGAUAAUUUGAAUAAAAUAAUAACUAAACAGCAUUAUGCUUUUAGUAUAUCGCAUCAUAAACCGACAUUGUAAUGAAAUAUUUACUGCCAAAACAAGUUAAUCAAAGAAAUUCGUUAACGAAUGUAAUGAAGAAGAAAAAAUAGGAUGCAUUACGAUAUAUGAACUAAAAUCAAUGCCAUUAAGUUCUACCCAUUCGAUUAUAUCUGCAUUUUCAUACUCUGUACAAGAGUUUCACAAAAAUUGAGAUCAAGGAUUAACAAGGCACUUUUGAACAUAUGUUUCAUAUACUAUAGAAUAUCAUUCAACUAUUAGGAAGCAUUUUUAAUUUAUAACAUAAAGCUAUUAAUCCAAAUUUCUGUUCAUAUAUAGUUUCUGAACAUAUGAAGCAGAUCCAACAGCAUUUUGAUUGAUUUCAAUAAUAAAGUUGUUACACCUCUUAUGUUUUGAUGUAAGUUUAUCUCAGGUAUUGUAAGAUUUAAUUAUUAAAUAAAACGUCAAUAAGGAAAUUUACAUAGUACUGCAAAAAUAACUAUCGAUAAAAUAACAAAGUAAACAAUUUCAAUGAU